GCUUCCUUGCCCAUCCCGGGGAUGUGGCGACAUGCCGAUGAGAUCUCAGCAAUCCGUGUGUCGCACAUGGAUAAGUAUGAUCGAAAUGAAACAGACAUUGAUCGAAUUCAUCGCAUUCCUGUGUCCCAUCGAUCACUCGUGCGUCGGUCCACGUACACAACUAGAGACACGACGAGUGAAUAGAGAAUGAAGGCAAAAUGGAUAGGCGAAUGGACGGACGGACGGACGGAUGGACGGAUGCUGACUGACGGACCUGUAUCAAUGAUACAUAACAUUGGUUCAGACAGACAGACAUUGACAAACCGAACAGGCUCCAGUUCCCCAUAGUUCUCCCAAGAAUGCACGCAAACAAAGAGUUCACACUGCCAUGUCACACAUACAUUCCAUCUCACUUCAACCCCGUGUCAUGCCAUCUCAACCAAAAAAUGACUUGCCAGUCAUACUCAAGGACAAAGGCAACAGACCUCUAUGUCCCAUCGCUACCGCCCUGGGCAGAGUGGUGUCUGGGCUCGCGCUCCAUGCAAACGGGCGACGUCUUUUUUGCCCCCGAAUGCCCUUGGAAUCACCGUUGAGUCUACUGAUGGUCAGACAGACAGACACACGCCCGCACACAUCAGUGUCGAUGUCACCUCGUGUGUAGCGUACGUGGCGGUAGCGGCUUCAGAAGUUGCACGGUGAAUGGAUUCUCCUUCGUCUUGCCCCUACACACACACACACACACAUACACACACAGUAUGUCUGACUGUGGGGUGAGUGGUCGAGCGCGUACUCGUUGCCGAACUCCUCCUCGAUGAGGUCAGUGUCCUGAGCGUCGAGAUGGCCGAUGAACUUGACGUCACCCGGACCGGUGGCCCCCGGAAGCACCUUCAUCAUCCAUAUGACCGACUUCAGGUCGCCGACGGUGUGGAAAGCGCCUCUCUUGAUGAAGGGAGUCAACCCGAGGGUGACGACCGGUGUGGUAUCCUCGGCAUAACGCCACUGAAAGUACCGCUCCUCCUGCAUCUCCACUUUCAACCACUUUGUGAUCUUAAG
This is a messenger RNA of Vitrella brassicaformis, 1032 nucleotides long. Lineage: Eukaryota; Vitrellaceae. The record is from the annotation of a GenBank genome assembly.